AUGGAUAUGAAAAUAUUGGUCAAAGUCGGAUUUAAUUGUCAACUGUCCCGGUCGGAAAUAGGAUUGACUGCCGAUUCCGAAGGAACUGGAGUAGUCACACAAGAGAUAAGGGCCAGUGUAUCAGAAAUUUACAAUGAGAAAGAGUUGUGCCAAGUGAAAGUAAAGUGUUUUUUAAACAAAUUGGCCUGCCCAGAUUGCCUACUUCCAUUGGAAUACAUCGAGGAAUGCGGAUUCGUGAAAGAAACUGGCUUUAUUUGGCUUAAACGGAAGCAAAAGAUUGUGCGAAAGUUUGAAAAGAUUGACAAGCUUGCCCAAUAUGCAGCAGAAGUCACAGCCUAUGCUGAACCAAAGAAGUUAAAGUCCAUAACUGGACUGAAGGCCAAGGAGCUCUUCUUGUGGGUUACUGUGAGUGAUGUUGAAGUUGAAGAUGCUCCAACUGGAAAGAUCACUUUCAAGUCUCCUCUAGGGCUGACAAGAACUUUCCCGCGGUCGGCUUUCGAGGUGGCGGAAGCUGAAGAGGUUAAGACAACAAAGAAUGAUAGAACUGACAAUGAAGUGAAAUCAAGGGUUUAA
Coffea arabica (coffee) is the source of this 573-nucleotide messenger RNA. RefSeq lists its product as uncharacterized. NCBI's taxonomy places the organism in Eukaryota, Viridiplantae, Streptophyta, Magnoliopsida, Gentianales, Rubiaceae. The record is from RefSeq and is a predicted model, not a curated record.